This is a messenger RNA of Drosophila takahashii, 486 nucleotides long. NCBI's taxonomy places the organism in Eukaryota, Metazoa, Arthropoda, Insecta, Diptera, Drosophilidae. The record is from RefSeq and is a predicted model, not a curated record.
UCAGAUAUUUUUUCAGAACUAAAUAUGUCGUCAAAAUCAAACGUAUUAACUAUUGGAAACGACAACCGUGAAUCAUCAGAUAAAUUGCAGAAAACAAAUAACCCUAAAGCUUACUUUGAGAUUGACUUUGAUAAACAUAUGCAGAAAAUACUCCUCGACGGCGAAAAACCCCAAAAUGUCGAUGAAACACCCGUUGGGAGAUUUGCAGCUACUGAGAUAAUGAGAAACGGAAAACAGUAUUACGAGAUUCGGUCCUGAUAAUUUUAAAGAACGGGACAAUUAUAAGUGGUAGUUUCAUUUAGUCCUAAAGAUAUGCUUUUACGCGUCAAGAAUCGAAUUCAUAAAGAGCACUGGGUGAACGAAAACGUAAUUCAAUACCGAAAAGAUUCCAUGGUGCACAUACAGCAAAUUGUUUCCGAUGCUAUGAGAGAGGAAGAAAUUGAAAUCUACCAAUUUUUAAGUUAUCUUAACAAAACAAAAAGUUAA